Messenger RNA from Mesorhabditis spiculigera, 1230 nucleotides. The record is from the annotation of a GenBank genome assembly. Lineage: Eukaryota; Metazoa; Nematoda; Chromadorea; Rhabditida; Rhabditidae.
AUGGUGGCUGGGGGUUUUAUGAAGGGCAACUGGGGCCCGAACGGCGAAUACCGGGGCAGCCUGAUCGCGAUGGUGCAGGAACGACGUCAGCUUUGGGAUUUGCAGCAUUACAAUCAUCGAAACCAUCACCAAUCCUACAGUCAUUGGGCCGAUAUCGCGAAGGGGAUGUCUGCAAAGCACGGUCAUCCUUAUACAGCCGAGGAAUGCCGAAAGGUAUGGCGGCACCUCUUCGACUCCUACCGGCGAACGUUGCGGAAAACUGGGGGCGAUGGGCGUGGGUGCAGAUGGGAAUACUUUGACGCGAUGAACUUUUUGAAGCUUCAUGGACGGCUUGGCCCGAGCCGGGCUUCCCUUCCACCGUUGGGCGGCGAUCAGGAAUCGAGCGAAAAUAACUACCUGGAUGGCCUCCUGAACGACGACCAUUCCCGCGAAGACAUCUCCCUGAUGGAUGCCGAAUCAUUCGACAACCCGGGCUCCAGCGCUUCCCAAAUGCUGAUGAAUAUGUUUUCGGCUGAACCAAAUGAUCGCGACUGGUCCCCAGACUCGCAGAAUCUCUUCCAAGGCGAUGCCGUUGAUGCGGCCGCGGCAGCGCGAAAAUCCGAGAAUCGAGACAUUCCGGAAACACUGAACCUUGGAGACGACACUGGCCGACGGCAUCCCAGUUCCAAGGUGUGGAAACACUUCCAAAAGGUUGGGGCCGAAGAGGCGCUCUGCCGCUACUGCAGGGAGAUCGUGAGCGUGAAGAAGAGCAGCACGACGCAGCUCCAUCGGCAUCUGUCGAGGAUGCAUCAUAUAGACGCUGGGCGGAUUGAGCGGCAUUCAAAUGCUACGAAUGGUAGCUUCACGCCGUCACGAAUUCUGAAAGAAGAGCCAUACUUUGAUCUUCAAGACCCGUUCUUCAAUAAGAGUGACGGCAAUUUGGCGGGGGCUUCUGGCAGAGCACAAGAUCCGGAUUCCAUGUCGAUGACGCCCAGCUCGUCUACGACAAUAGCGGAUGCCGCCGACCUGAGCAAGCUGUUCGGAGGACAGAUUGGCACUGCCAGUGCGGCCAUGCCGAGCUCGUUCGUCCCGGAGGACUCAUUUUCGGCGCUGGGGCGUGUGUUCGCGGAGCGGAUGCGGAAGUUGGAAACUGUUGGAAGUAAUAGACUCGCCUCUUUUCAACUUCAAUUCGAUCGUUUACUCCUCAACCUCCAAGAAGAGAUCGUAAAACUCGAAGAAGAGAAAACUGCU